AUGGAUAAUCAACAUGAAUCUCAUGAAUAUCAAUAUAAACCAAGAACAAAUAUUCGUGAACGACCAUUACAUUUAUGUAUUAUCUUUGUUUUACUUUUAUUUAUUUUUCUUCUUGCUAUCGAAUCGGUAGCAUUUAUUGUACUUGGUACAUGGCAUCUUAUUAUUUCACAUCUUGAAACUGUACAUAGUUUUUCAAAUGAAAUCUAUCGUUAUGAAUUAGGCUUUGGUAUUCUUCUUAUUAUUAUUGGAUCAUUAGGUAUUUUAAUGAGUAUUCUUGGUCUUAUUACUUUUUUUACAUUACGUUUAGUAUUAUUGAGAAUCUUUGAAUUAUGUUUAUGUAUUUUUAUGAUUAUUGGAAUUGUGGCUGGCAUUAUUGGUAUUAGUUUUGCAUCACAUCUAGAUAGAUUUAUGAAUCAAUCAAAUAAUUCCAAUGUGGCUGAGAGAACUUUUGCUGAAGAGAAAUUUAUGUUUGGAAUGAAUGGUGGAUUAGUUUUAUUCAUGAGUUUAACCUUGUUUAUUGGUAUCACAAUAGUUCAUUAUUUGGCGGGUGAUGUAAGUUCAUAUUCAAGCGAUCGUCCAUAUGUUCAGACAAAAUAA
Molecule: messenger RNA, 597 nt
Organism: Rotaria sordida
Lineage: Eukaryota; Metazoa; Rotifera; Eurotatoria; Philodinida; Philodinidae
Source: the annotation of a GenBank genome assembly